Hyalella azteca is the source of this 4251-nucleotide messenger RNA. RefSeq names its product eye-specific diacylglycerol kinase. The transcript has 18 exons. Gene Ontology annotation, biological process: diacylglycerol metabolic process; lipid phosphorylation; intracellular signal transduction. Lineage: Eukaryota; Metazoa; Arthropoda; Malacostraca; Amphipoda; Hyalellidae. The coding region runs from base 192 to 3929 and encodes 1245 amino acids. Gene Ontology annotation, molecular function: protein binding; ATP-dependent diacylglycerol kinase activity. The record is from RefSeq and is a predicted model, not a curated record.
AUAAUGUAUGUGGAAAGUGACAAUAAAAGAUGAAUAAGACGGAAACCCUAAGGAAGUCUCAUCUAACACGUAGAAAAGUUGACUGUAUGUCAGAAUAACAGUCAUGACUUACUGAAUCAUGCGAAAUAAUAUAAAAGGAAGUUGACAAUAAACGAAAGAAUAAAAAGAAUCCUAAAGAGAAAUCUCACGCAAUGAACAAACUGCGGCACUCGCUUAUGCGGUCCCGCACGCCCACGGGCGCGGAGAUGAAGCACCAGAACAGCCUGGAAGUCCCCGUCCCUCAGGUCAGGUCGGCGUCCUUCGAUGAAGUCCAAUACAAAGGAAGGCCCCGGGACCCAUGCCACCUUAUGGGGACUGCGACGAAGGCCAUGAGGCCUCCCCAUGCCGGUGAAGGAGGGGGUAGUAGUGGGGUCAGUGUCAUCGGAUCACAGGGGACGUCACUGGAGGUCCCGGGAAGCUCCUCCACGAGUUCGUCUUUCCUCCUGAAGGUGCCGUACUUAGUUCCUAAAAGAUCCAAGUCUUUUGACUCGGGGUGCGGGGAGGACGAGGAUGGGGGUGAGGUGCACCCCAAACGAGGGAUGCGUACUCCCUCCUACGACCGGGCCGCCCAUUGUAUUCAUUGCGCGUACCUCGAAAUUAUCGAAAAGCGAAGAUCGUCCCGAUUGACGUUUGCGUUUUCCGAUAAAAGCACAUCGAAGGAAGACGAUGAGGCAGAUUGGGAGAACAGCAGUGAUGACCUAAACGCAGUAAUGGGUGGAAUUAAGGUGACUUUAAGUCCAAAUUCCCCAUCUGCGACCUCUCCAACCCAUGAAGACGACAUUGCGGCACCCACGCUGCCGAGAAUCUGCCGCGCCAACUCUCCGAAACUGGAACGGCAGCCUGCGAUUUACUGCAUGCCAUCCAUGCCGGCAGACCUCAGUUCCCAAGAGAACAGCGUAGACUUCAGCGAUGGCGUCGAGAGUUACCAUGGAUCCAUAGGAUACCUAGGAUCCUCCAGCGAAUACGGUGAUGCAGAAUCCUGCGCUGCCAACUUUGGUGACACCGAGAACGUAAGCGACGUCAGUUCACACGUGACGUACACCGGCGACGUUUUCUUGAACGUACCCACGAAGCUGGAUCGCGCCGUGUCCUUAGAUAUGGCGUUCUCUUCGUCAUAUCCUACGUCGUUCGCCGACUCCAGAGGUCGUCAGGCUCAGCAUUCCGGCUCUGGAAUUCCGCGUUCCAUUUCCCUGGAGCCGCCGCAGGCUCUGCGAUCCAAGAGCAUCGACAUUGAGCUGCCGACCGACAGCGACGACGAUUAUAAAGUCUUUCUCACGGCCUCACAGACCACUAAGAAGGCCAUCAACAGCGAGGUUGAGAUCUGUUGCGAGGGCGGGGAGCGGCGCGUGAUCAGGGCGACGUGCGACUGGCAGGCGACGGCCGUCAACGGCGACCACUUGUGGUGCCCCACUAGCGCGUCCGGGGACUUCUGCUACGUCGGGGAGGAGUCUUGUUGUAAAAAUGGCGCGCGGCUCAAGUGCAGCGCGUGCAAGAUCGUCGCGCACACUCACUGCGUGCCCACUCUGCUGGAGGGCGUCAAGUUCACAUGCAAACCCACCUUCAGGGAUGUGGGUUUGCGCCAGUACAGGGAGCACACCACAACCCACCACCACUGGGUCCACAGACGCAACCAGAAGGGAAAAUGCAAGGCCUGCAAUAAGGGUUUCCAAGGCAAACUCCUGUUUGGCUCCAAGGAGAUCGUGGCUAUCAGCUGCAGUUGGUGCAAGCAGGCGUUCCAUAACCGCGAGGCCUGCUUCCCCAUCUCCAAACUGGAGGAAACCUGCUCCUUGGGUGAGUGCUGCUCCAUGGGACUACACUCAUUAAAAUUCAAGGCUCAAUUCGUGUCUUUUUUUCGGGGGUCUAAGGACCAGGGGGGCGACGAGGCGGCGGGGGGCGGGGGGCCCAGCGCCCCCCCUGACGAGGCGCAAGCGCCGGACAAGGACGUGCGGACGUUUGCUAUCAAGCCCAUCCCCAACGCUAACGUCCGGCCCGUGCUCGUCUUCAUUAACCCCAAGAGUGGGGGAAAUCAGGGGGCUAAACUCAUGCAGAAAUUCCAGUGGCUUCUCAACCCCCGUCAGGUGUUCGAUCUCACACAAGGGGGACCUCGCGCUGGGAUGGAGAUGUUCAGGAAGGUCCCCCAGCUGCGGGUGCUGGCGUGUGGGGGGGACGGGACGGUGGGCUGGGUGCUCAGUGUGCUGGACGAGCUCGCCAUCGACCCGCCGCCCGCCGUGGCGGUGCUGCCGCUGGGCACCGGCAACGACCUGGCCAGGGCGCUGGGCUGGGGCGGCGGGUACACCGAUGAACCCAUCAGCAAGAUCCUCUGCAAUAUAUCAGAUGGGGAAGUCAUCCACCUGGACCGGUGGAAGCUCGACGUCUCCCCCAACCCCGAUGCUCCCCCCAACGAGGAGGGGAGGGAUGCCCCACCCCUCACGGUCGUCAAUAAUUAUUUCUCCUUCGGCGUGGACGCCCACAUCGCCCUCGAGUUCCAUGAGGCCCGGGAGGCCAACCCGCAGAAGUUCAACUCGCGGCUGCGCAACAAGAUGUUCUACGGGCAGGCGGGCGGGAAGGAUCUCUUGCAGCGGCGCUGGAAGGACCUCUGCGAGAUGUGCACCCUCGAGUGUGACGGCAAGGACCUCACGCCCCUCCUUAAGGAGCACCGCGUGCACGCCUUAGUUUUCCUCAACAUCCCCAGCUACGGGUCCGGCACGCACCCUUGGAACAGGAGCUGCGGUGCCGAACAGCGCACAGACGACGGCAAGAUCGAGGUGCUCGGCCUCACUACCUACCAGAUGCCCCUCCUGCAGGCGGGAGGACAUGGCACUUGCCUUACCCAGUGCACCCGCGCACGCAUCGUCACCACCAAAACCAUCCCCAUGCAGGUUGAUGGGGAGGCGUGUCGGGUGAACCCCGCCAUCAUCGAGAUAUCUCACCUCAACAAAGCACCCAUGGUCACCAAGAUGAAGGCUAAGGCUAGCGGGCCGCGAGCGCCGCUGCAGGCGCGGCUGCAGGUGGCGGUGCUGGGGAUGAAGGCCUACACGCAGCACCACUACGACAAGGAGAAACUUAGGCUCGCAGCCACGCCACUCUUCCAGCUCGAUCUGGACCACGACAGCGACCUGGAGCACGUGCGCCGCAUCAUCAACAAGAAGAUCAGCGACGCGGGGGCCCCACCGCUGGCCGAGCAUUGGUGCUUCCUCGACUCGUGCACUGCGGAGCGAUUCUUCCGCAUCGACCACGGUCAGGAGCAUCUGCACUUCGUCACUGACGUGUGCAGUGAUGAGCUCUUCCUCCUCAACCCUGACGAUGACGUUCCCCCUGCCUCCUCGUCUGAGGGAGACGUGAUCCCCACUCAAUCUGUAGGGGACGUUGCCCCCCAACCCUCCUCUGACUCUCCCCUCUCCCCUUCGGCAAACUGCAGACUUGCCGCAGAUGUCGUCGCCGGCGAUGUCAGUAACCUGCUAGAGCGACACACCGAGAAUCUCAUCAAAGCCGCCAAGCUUGGUGACUUGAAGGCCGUGAAGGAGGUGCACCAGGCAGGCUACUCGCUGCUCAGCAUCGACGCGAGGGGCCAGACGGCUCUUCACCACGCGGCUCGCUUGGGCCACCGGGACGUCGUGAGGUACCUCGUGGCCGCGGCCCCUCCGGCCCUCCUCGACCUCACCGACACAGAGAGAGGCCAGUCCGCCCUGCACUUAGCCGCCGCCAAUGGUCGACGCAACGUCUGUUGUAUGCUGGUGGCCGCCGGCGCCUCCCUAUUCCUGAAGGACACUGAUGGACACACGCCUCUGUCCCUCGCCAGGCGGGCGGACGACCAAGAACUUGCCCAGUACCUCGAAAGUGAGGGGCGCCGCGCUGCCUCCUCGGCGCCCGACAUCGAGACGACCGUAUGAUGCAGGGGCGCCUAGGCCGACCGUAUGAUGCAGGGGCGCCUAGGCCGAUCGUAUGAUGCUGGGGCGCCUAGGCCGACCGUGCGAUGUAGAGGCGCCUAGGAAGACCGUGUGAUGUACAGUUACGGGCAUUUUUAUUGGCAACACGCUUAAAAAUAUUUAAUUUGAGAAAUAUAAUAAUUUGAAGCAUUUAUUGCAAUUUCUGCAUUUAUUUUCAGUUAAAUUCAUCAAAGAACAUCUAAUUACUGUGCAUAACGAAUAGUAAAACGUUAGAUCUUUGUUGUAUUUAUAUUUAUUAGAAAAAACACCAAAAGCAAAAGUAAUG